AUGGAUAAUAGUUACAACACAAUCAGAGUACCUGAAAAUCUUUUAACUUUAAAAGGUGAUGAAUUUUUUCAGUUUAUCAAACAAUUAGGUGGUGAAAUACUGUUUGAAAUAUUGUAUAUUCAAUUAAUUGAUUCAACCGAAGCGUUAAUGAAAACCAAUAAUAUUCUCGAUAUGUUUCAAUAUGAUUCACCAGAUAUAAAUCGUUUACGAAACAAGAUAUGUUUCAGCACGGUCAAUGGUGAUUAUGUUCUUAGAAGUGGAGUGAAAGCAAUUUUGUUGUUGUUAACAAAUAUAUUGAAUGAAAAAAGAAAACAACUUGAAAAUUCUAUUAUCUAUCAGCACCAAGAACAAGAGCAAAUUUACAGUAAAAUAAUUAAUCAAAAUCCAUUAUUAGAAUCUCUGAUUAACUUGUAUCGGCAGAACGAUACAUUACACGAUAAUGAAUCGGGAUUUUUGAAAUUAUUUAUUGAUUGUAUUAUGAAAAAUUUAAAUAAAUCAUCGAAUAAUUAUCGUUAUUCUAAAUCUGUUGAAGAAUUUGCUAUAUCAUUGUAUAUUCUUGGUAGUAAAAUUACCUAUGAAUUUGUUAGAUUGAACUUAUCGCCUGCUUUACCUACACAAUUUCUCUUUGAUAAAUUAAAUGAAUAUCUUAAUGGAAUUGGCGUUACAUAUGCAUUUGGUGCAGAGGAUCGCACGGAUAUUAUUCAAAAAAUAAAUUAUGAUCAAAGAACAAACUCAUUUAUUGGAUUUUCUACUCCACUAGUUAAUGGAAUACCAGUUUCUAAGUACUAUCAGACUGAUUCUUUCGAAACAUUAGAAUCAUGGUUCAAUUCAUCAGAUAAAGCAUCAUUAUUAAAUAUACAUAUGAUACAGCCAUUACCAUUAUCAAAUAACUCAAGUAUUCCAUCUGCAUUUCUACUCUCUGCUUACGCCGUUGUGAACACUUAUACUUCCAUUGAUAUUUUAAGACGGUGGCUAUUUAUUUUUGAUAAUUGUUUGCAGAGAAAUAUUCGGAUUAUUGGUUUCUCAACAGGUAGGGCCUUGUUUUUUAUUAUGUGGCUUCUUGUACACCUAGUUCGUUUAGAUGGAGAUGCAAAAUAUCUUCGAGCUAUGAGGUUAGCAAGUGGAUUUUUUUCAUCAUUACCGUAUUUUAAAUUAGAAGAACGCGAUGCAGCAUUUGAUUUAACAGCGAUAGUAACAAAAUGGCCUUGGUUUUAUUUGAGAGGUAGGCAGGUGCUAUUAUUUUUUCAAGACCCUAUUCAUUUAGCCACCAAGUGGAGAAAUCGUUUGCUGUCUUCGACAGCUAGGCUUCGCUUCGGUGUGCAAUCCAUUUUAAUGAAACAUAUAAUUGAUAUUUUAGAAGAUUCUGGUUAUUCUAAAUUAGAUCAUGGAUUAACACUAAGUGAUUUAAAUCCAAAAGAUAGACACAAUUUAAAAUCAUUUACAAAAAUAGUUACGAAUGAUGUUUUGUCUAUAUUAGCUGGUAAUAGUGAUACUUAUGGAGCAUACAUUUAUUUAUAUAUGUUGCAAAAUAUAAUAUCGGCUUAUAUUGAUAAAAGUGCAAAUAUUCAACAACGUUUAAAAUCUUCCUGGUUUAUCGUAUUCAUAUGUCGUUUGUGGUGGGCUUGGAUUCAGCAUAAAAUUUUUAUCCCGACAACAACUUCGACAACGACAAAAAGAAAUAGAAAAGCAAACUUUUUUAUUACCAAAACAGCGUACUUAUCGGUAGAAUUGAAUGCUCAUAAUAUAUUAUACAUUGUUUUGCUAGUGAAACAAAAACAAUUACCAAAAGAAGCAUUGAACAUCUAUCUAUUUAAUUCACAAUCUUGUGAAUCAAUGUUUCGUAAUGCCAGAUCAUUAACUGGUGUUUAUUCAACAAGGAUUAACUUCACCGCUGCUGACUUUCUGAACCGCUCGAACAAGAUUUCAAUAUUAAAUCAAAUCAAAUGUGAUCAUUUAUUGCAACAACAUGAAAAUGAACAUUUAUUAUUUCGUAUUCAUCAUAAGCACAAAGCUUAUAAUCGAUUACUACCUUUAAUAAAUUCAGAUGAUGUUAAUCAGCUUGAUAUUGAAAAUAUUAUUUCUGAAGCGUAUAAUGAAGCAGUUAAAUUAGUGGAACAUUUAAAAGUAUCAAAAUUAUUGCAGCACAAUGACAUAUUCGAUUUCAAUUCAUUAAGUACAUACGUAUUUCGGCAAUUGAAAUCAACUUCCAAGAUGUUUGAUUAUUCGACAGAAAUAAUAGAUGAUCAUGAUAAUGAAUUUGAUCUUGAAGAUGAAGACGAAGAAGUAGAAAAUGAAAAUAGUGAUGUCAUGGAUCAACUUGAUGAUAAUGAACAGCUAAAUGAUGAUCUGACUGAUGACCAAGUUGAUGAUUACUAUAAAAUAAUGACAAGAAAAACAGAUAUCAUUGGCAUGAAAAUUUUUGAUGAAAUUGAAACUUGUCGACGAGACUCUUAUUUUAAACUGAAAAUUAAUGACAACUACAAAUAUAUUCAUAAGCAAUCAGCCUGUUGGCUAUUAACGGAUAAAAAUCUCCGUUUAUCAAAUGACCGACUUUCUCGAGUUAUUCAAUCAAGUUGCAGAUAA
Messenger RNA from Rotaria socialis, 2583 nucleotides. NCBI's taxonomy places the organism in Eukaryota, Metazoa, Rotifera, Eurotatoria, Philodinida, Philodinidae. The record is from the annotation of a GenBank genome assembly.